UUUUAGGGGGAUGUUAACCAAAAGUACACCGAUGCCCUCUGACGAAGAGCUUACAGUACCUCAUGAAAUCACUCUUUCAACGCCUUAUUUUAAAGCUGUUAUACCAUAUAUGCAUAAAGCGUGUGAAAAAGAAGUUAAAGAUUUUAUGUUGCGUCGACAAGAAACGGAAGAUCCACGUCUUUCGCUGAGAGAAGGUCAAGCUCUUACCGCAUGUGGUAUUAAAUUCUUACAAUCACUGAAAAAGGCUUGCAGUGACAACGUUAAUCAUUAUGCUGAUUGUAUUGAUCACCGUACUUCCAAACUCUACAUUACACCUUGUCGUGAGCAACAACGUCGUUUGGAUAUUUGCGUGGAAGAAAACUUAAACAUUACUCGACCGAGAGUAGGAUAUUUCAGCAAAUUACAUGUGCACAAUGCACACUUUCCAAAACAUGUACAUUACAUACGAGAUUAUAAAGCUGAAGCUGCGAAAGUAUUGACAGAAUUACCAGAUGAUUAUCAUUUACGUGAAGAUAGUCGUGCUUAUGAACAACAGCGCUACAGUUUCUUCGAUAUAUGAAGUGUUCAUAGUUGCGUACUUUCUGUAUAUUUCAUUUAUGUAAAUCAGAAUUGGUUUAUAGGUAAUAUUCCCUGAUAAAGUUCUAUUCUCUUCCGCCUUUCGUAUGUUUUAAACAUUUCACAAUUAUUAUUUUAAAAUGUGGCAGAUAUGGAUAACAUUCAUUUUACGUCAGCUACGAAUUGUAC
This is a messenger RNA of Loa loa (African eye worm), 744 nucleotides long. Its product is annotated as NADH-ubiquinone oxidoreductase 19 kDa subunit. Gene Ontology annotation, biological process: mitochondrial electron transport, NADH to ubiquinone. The transcript is spliced from 4 exons. The coding region runs from base 11 to 559 and encodes 182 amino acids. NCBI's taxonomy places the organism in Eukaryota, Metazoa, Nematoda, Chromadorea, Rhabditida, Onchocercidae. The record is from RefSeq and is a predicted model, not a curated record.